UUCAGUCUCUCAUACAAUACUUUCUUGAUUCUUCACUCUACUCCACCCUCACAACAUCGAUUCUCAGAAUUGAAGGGAAUAUGAAGAACACCUCUGUCCAAGCAUAGUUGCCUAUGCUACAGUCCCCGGAAAAGAAGCAGGUAGCUUGUAACAUCCACUUCACAAGUGACAAGAAGAACCAAAUUAACACCAUCUUCUUUUAAUGUGACAAAGUAAUGUGAGAAAGUCUUGAUUUGAUCAUUUAUGUGAAUGACAACUUCAAAGGCCAUCUCUGUUUCUUAAUUGAACACCAAGGUGGACAUGUGCUUCAAUGUUAAAAAUGCAUAUUGGCUAAGUGACGGGGUCAGAGAGAAGAUUAUACAAAUGCAUGAUAAAGACCAUAUCAAGAUGGAUGAGGAGCUUGAGAUUUCUUCCACCAGAACUAGAAAGCAGAAGUUUGUCUUCUCACAUUUGUUGUCUGCUUCCUUCUAUAUUAUGGAUGAUAACAAUGUCACUCUGAUAUUGUAUCAUGGUGGAUUGCUAGAGUUUAGUGGUGAGAAUGGCAGUGUGUCCUAUGAAGGGGGUCAAAUGUGUGUCUGGGAGGAUUUGGAUUUUGACAGAAUAAAUGUUAACAUUGUGACGUUAAUGGGCAAAGAACAUGGCUAUGCAGUGUUUCAGAACAUAUGGUGGCGUGACCCAACAGUUUCAGAGGACAUUGUGUUGAAUGAACUUUCCACUGAUCGUGAUAUCAUGGAUAUUUGUAAAGCAGCCAAGUUGAACAAUGGGGAGAUUGAGAUUUAUUUUGAGCACCCUCACCAUAAGCCCUUAUCUAUGAUUCCUCCACCCCCACCCCCACCCCCACCUGCUGAUGAAGAUGGUGCAGUUGUGGUGAUUGAGUCUAUUGUUGCUGAUGAAGAUGGGCUGGGUUGUGGUGUGGGAAAUGUGUCUGAAGAGGGAAGUGGGAUUGGUGCUGAAAAUGGGAAUGAGAGGGUGACUGGUGAGGGAAGUGAGAUUGGUGCUGAUAAUGUGAAUGAGAGGGUGACUGGUGAGGGAAGUGGGAUUGGUAGUGUUCAUGGGAAUGAAAGGGUGACUGGUGAGGGAAGUGGGAUUGGUGCUGGUAAUGGGAAUGAGAGUGUGACUGGUGAGGGAAGUGGGAUUGGUGGUGUUCAUGGGAAUGAGAGGGUGGCUGUUGAGGAUGUGAAUGAGAUAGUUAAUGAAGAGGAGAAUAGAAGAAGAAAUGACAAGGGGAAACAAAAGGCUUUUGAACAGUAUGACUUCCAUGGCAUGGGGAGGAGAAUCAAUGAUCCAGUCUCAGAUGACAAUAGUGGCACUGAGUCAGAUGGUGAUGCAUUUAAUAUGGCUCAUACAAAGGGAAAGUCUGUAUUAACUGGUACUGAGUCAGAUAAUGACAGUGACUACAUACCAGAUGAAAUUGAAGAGGAAAAUUGGUCUUUGGAUGAUGACAACAACUCUUAUUGUAGUGAGGACCUCCAUAGUCCUGUGAGUACAGAUGAUGAGGGCAAUUGUAGGGUUAAGCAAACUUUCCCACAGUUUGAUGAAACUGCAGGGUAUGGCAAUAUCCAUCUAGAACUUGGCAUGGAGUUUCCUAAUUUGCAAUCAUUCAAGGAAGCUGUUAUAGAUUACACUGUUGAGGUGGGGAGACAAAUCAGGUGGUUGAAGAAUGAUAAGGACAGGUGUAGGGCUGAGUGCAUGGGAGAGACCUGUAAGUGGAAGAUCUACUGUGCAUGGUCCAGGGCAAGACAAAGCUUUCAGAUAAAGACCUAUGUAGAAGAACAUACCUGCAGCAGGUCUUUCAGAAAUAAGCAAGCAUCAACUAGAUGGGUUGCAAAGAAACUUGAGAAGAAACUCAGGGCACAACCAAGUAUGACUCAUGCUGAGGCUUUUGAUUACAUGAAGACUGAGUUUGGAGUGCACUUAUAUGAGACUAAGAUUUGGAGGUCAAUGAAGAAAGCAAGGAAGAUGGUGGAAGGCAGUGAAGCAGAGCAAUAUGCCAAACUUUGGGAUUAUGCACAUGAGCUUCUUUUAAGCAACCCUGGAUCUACUGUGAAGAUGGAUACCAUUCCCAUUAGUGAAACAGAAAGACAAUUUAAGAGGAUUUACAUAUGUCUGGAUGGAUGUAAGAGGGGAUUCAAAGCUGGAUGUAGACCCCUCAUUGGCCUUGAUGGAUGUUUCCUCAAAGGUUACUAUGGAGGGCAGCUUCUUUCUGCAGUUGGCCAGGAUGCAAACAAUCACCUCUAUGUGAUUGCAUAUGCUGUAGUUAAUGUGGAGAAUAAGGACAAUUGGAAGUGGUUUCUGGAACUACUUCAUGCUGAUUUGGGUGACUACCAGCAGUAUGGAUGGUGCUUUAUUUCAGACAUGCAGAAGAGUCUUAUUCCUGCAAUGCAGGAAGUUAUGCUGGUGUGCACCAUAGGUUCUGUGCAAUGCACCUUUGGAGGAACUUCACAAAGCAAUGGAAAGACAAAGAGAUGAAGAAUGUGGUGUGGGAGUGUGCUAGAGCAAGAACAAUCCCUGAGUUCAAUGAUAAGAUGGACAAGUUGAAAGCUAAGAAUGUCCAAGCUUGGAACUAUCUGAACAAGUGGCCUAAAGAAGCAUGGACUAAGGCUUACUUCAG
This is a messenger RNA of Lotus japonicus, 2611 nucleotides long. RefSeq lists its product as uncharacterized. NCBI's taxonomy places the organism in Eukaryota, Viridiplantae, Streptophyta, Magnoliopsida, Fabales, Fabaceae. The record is from RefSeq and is a predicted model, not a curated record. The transcript has 6 exons. Bases 301 to 2469 code for a protein of 722 amino acids.